AUGACCGCCCGCGCGCUCCUCGCGGGUGGGCGUCGGGACCCCGGGCUCUGCGCACCCACGCGGGGGGCUCCGUCUCCGCCCGGCCCUCCCCGGACGCCGUCCCGGCCCCGGCCUCGGCUGCGCCCCCUGCUGCUGCUGCCGCUGCUGCUGCUGCCGCGCUCCGCCCUCUCCGCUGUGUUCACAGUGGGGGUGCUGGGCCCCUGGGCCUGCGACCCCAUCUUCGCCCGUGCCCGCCCGGACCUGGCCGCCCGCCUGGCCGCCGCCCGCCUGAACCACGAAGCUGCCCUGGAGGGCGGCCCCCGCUUCGAGGUCGCGCUGCUGCCCGAGCCGUGCCGGACGCCGGGCUCGCUGGGGGCGGUGUCCUCCGCGCUCACCCGCGUCUCGGGCCUCGUGGGGCCGGUGAACCCCGCAGCCUGCCGGCCGGCGGAGCUACUAGCUCAAGAGGCGGGGAUCGCCCUGGUGCCCUGGGGCUGCCCCGGAAUGCGGGCGGCGGGCACCACGGCUCCCGCGGUGACGCCCGCGGCGGAUGCGCUCUACGCCCUCCUGCGCGCGUUCCGCUGGGCGCAUGUGGCCCUGGUCACCGCCCCCCAGGACCUGUGGGUGGAGGCGGGACGCGCGCUUUCCACGGCGCUCAGGGCCCGGGGUCUGCCCGUUGCCCUGGUGACCUCUAUGGAGCCCUCGGACCUGUCUGGAGCCCGGGAGGCCCUGAGGAGGGUCCAAGAUGGGCCCAGAGUCAGAGCAGUGAUCAUGGUGAUGCACUCGGUCCUGCUGGGCGGUGAGGAGCAGCGCCGCCUACUGGAGGCUGCAGAGGAGCUGGGCUUGGCUGAUGGUUCCCUGGUCUUCCUGCCCUUCGACACGCUGCACUACGCCUUGUCUCCAGGCCCGGACGCCUUGGCCGUGCUCGCCAACAGCUCACAGCUGCGCAAGGCCCACGAUGCGGUGCUCACCCUCACGCGUCACUGUCCCCCGGGAGGCAGCGUGCUGGACAGUCUGCGCAGGGCCCAAGAGCAUCAGGAGCUGCCCCCUGACCUCAAUCUGCAGCAGGUAUCCCCUCUCUUCGGCACCAUCUAUGACUCGGUCUUCUUGUUGGCUGGGGGCGUGGCGCGAGCGCGGGCGGCCGCAGGUGGCGGCUGGGUGUCCGGAGCAGCCGUGGCCCGCCACGUCCGGGAUGCCCAGGUCCCCGGCUUCUGUGGGGCCCUGGGAGGAGCCGAGGAGCCCUCCUUUGUGCUGCUGGACACGGAUGCAGCCGGGGACCGGCUGUUCGCCACAUACGUGCUGAACCCCACCCGGGGCUUCUUCCGCUCCGCCGGAACCCCGGUGCAUUUUCCUAGAGGGGGACGGGGGCCUGGGCCCGACCCCUCGUGUUGGUUCGACCCAGACGUCACCUGCAACGGAGGAGUGGAGCCCGGCGUCAUCUUUAUCGGCUUUCUCCUGGUGGUUUUGAUGGGGCUGACAGGGGCCUUCCUGGCCCAUUAUUUUAGGCACCGGCUACUUCACAUCCAAAUGGUCUCCGGCCCCAACAAGAUCAUCCUGACUCUGGAUGACGUCACCUUCCUCCCCCCGCAAAGGGGCAGCUCUCGGAAGGUGGCCCAGGGGAGUCGAUGGAGUCUGGCCGCCCGCAGCUUGUCAGACGUUCGCAGCAUCCACAGCCAGAUCCCAGAUUACACCAACAUUGGCCUCUAUGAGGGAGACUGGGUUUGGCUGAAGAAAUUCCCGGGGGAACAGCACAUAGCUAUCCGCCCAGCGACCAAGAUGGCCUUCUCCAAGAUCCGGGAGCUCCGGCAUGAGAACUUGGCCCUCUACCUGGGGCUCUUCCUGGCGGGGGGAGCUGGCGGCGCCGCGGCCCCCGGGGAAGGGAUGCUGGCUGUGGUCUCAGAGCACUGUGCCCGUGGCUCCCUCCAAGACCUCCUCGCUCAGAGAGACAUAAAGCUGGACUGGAUGUUCAAGUCCUCCCUCCUACUGGACCUCAUCAAGGGAAUAAGGUAUCUGCACCAUCGAGGCGUGGCCCACGGGCGGCUGAAGUCACGGAACUGCGUGGUGGACGGGAGGUUCGUGCUUAAAGUCACCGACCACGGUCAUGGGCGACUGCUGGAAGCGCAGAGGGUGUUACCGGAGCCUCCCAGCGCGGAGGAUCAGCUGUGGACAGCCCCGGAGCUACUUCGGGACCCGGCCCUGGAGCGCCGGGGAACGCUGGCCGGCGAUGUCUUCAGUCUGGGCAUCAUCAUGCAAGAGGUCGUGUGCCGCAGCGCCCCUUACGCCAUGCUGGAGCUGACUCCCGAGGAAGUGGUGAAGAGGGUACAGAGCCCCCCUCCACUGUGUCGGCCCUCGGUGUCCAUAGACCAGGCGCCCAUGGAGUGCAUCCAGCUGAUGAAACAGUGCUGGGCAGAGCAGCCGGAACUUCGGCCCUCCAUGGACCGCACCUUCGACCUGUUCAAGAGCAUCAACAAGGGCCGGAAGAUGAACAUCAUCGACUCGAUGCUGCGGAUGCUGGAGCAGUACUCCAGUAACCUGGAGGACCUGAUCGGGGAGCGCACGGAGGAGCUGGAGCUGGAAAAGCAGAAGACAGACCGGCUGCUCACACAGAUGCUGCCUCCGUCUGUGGCUGAGGCGCUGAAGAUGGGGACACCUGUGGAGCCCGAGUAUUUCGAGGAGGUGACACUGUAUUUCAGUGACAUUGUGGGUUUCACCACCAUCUCAGCCAUGAGUGAGCCCAUCGAAGUGGUGGACCUGCUCAAUGACCUCUACACACUCUUUGAUGCCAUCAUCGGCUCCCAUGAUGUCUACAAGGUGGAGACAAUCGGGGACGCCUAUAUGGUGGCCUCAGGGCUGCCCCAACGGAACGGGCAGCGGCACGCAGCAGAGAUCGCCAACAUGGCUCUGGACAUCCUCAGUGCCGUGGGCACCUUCCGCAUGCGGCACAUGCCCGAGGUGCCCGUGCGCAUCCGCAUCGGCCUGCACUCGGGCCCGUGCGUGGCGGGCGUGGUGGGCCUCACGAUGCCGCGGUACUGCCUGUUUGGGGACACGGUCAACACCGCCUCGCGCAUGGAGUCCACAGGGCUGCCUUACCGCAUCCACGUGAACAGGAGCACCGUGCAGAUUCUCUUUGCCCUAGACGAGGGCUUCCAGACCGAGGUGCGGGGUCGCACGGAGCUGAAGGGCAAGGGCACCGAGGAAACGUACUGGUUGGUGGGCAGACGCGGCUUCGACAAGCCCAUCCCCAAACCGCCCGACCUGCAACCGGGGGACAGCAACCACGGCAUCAGCUUGCAGGAUAUCCCGCCUGAGCGGCGCCGGAAGCUGGAGAAGACGAGGCCGGGCCAGUUUUCCGGAAAGUGA
Molecule: messenger RNA, 3336 nt
Organism: Eubalaena glacialis (North Atlantic right whale)
Lineage: Eukaryota; Metazoa; Chordata; Mammalia; Artiodactyla; Balaenidae
Gene: GUCY2D
Product: guanylate cyclase 2D, retinal
Exons: 18
Coding region: 1-3336 (1111 amino acids)
Biological process (GO): cGMP biosynthetic process; protein phosphorylation; receptor guanylyl cyclase signaling pathway
Molecular function (GO): guanylate cyclase activity; ATP binding; protein kinase activity
Source: RefSeq, a predicted model, not a curated record